AUGCGUAGUUCGGCGCCAGACGACCAUUAGACCCGACGACGUGUUUCUACGCAUGAGUUUAGCUAGCCAACGUCGCCAUGACAUCGACUACAAGUGUGAUCGGGGAUAGUUUUAUCCUAUCUUCAUACUGUACUGCCGUUGGCUAUAUGUUUUGAGACGUGGUUGGAUUCAGAAAACGCCGCUACACUCCCCAUAGCUUCUGAUUGGUGCUCCAUGAUACGCCCACGUGAGUUACAUAUUACUCUGACGUCACUUACAUUAUUGUUGGCCACGCCUUACGUCGUUAUUCUGUCUAGUCACAACCUGUCAACUGCUUGGAAAGAUUUUGACAGAAAUUCACCAUGCCUCUUAGAACAGCUGUCCGUUGUCUUAGUACCCCAAUAAGGGGUAUUUUGAGACCCUCGACUACCACCUCAAACCGGGGCUAUGCAGCUGUCGCCGAGGCUAGAUCGCUGCUGGAGCAUGAACUUGAAACGAUCCGAACCGGUGGAACGUGGAAAGGAGAAAGAAUAAUCACGUCCAAGCAGGGUCCUCAUAUCAACGUGGACGGCAGUCGUGGCGGUGAGUAGCCGAACGUUAUAGUUAAGGGUCAGCUCACCAGCUUUCAAUUCUAUUGAUUUGCCUACCUAUUGCUGCCCUCAGGGACAUGAAAAACAUGUGGCAAAAGUUGGCACCGAGAAAUUUAGCUCUAGUCUACCCACGUUGUCCAACGAGGUCAAACUUGUUGCAUACAGCCAGGAGUUGUAGCAAGCUAGCUAGCUAGUUUACCUACUAGCUUAGUAUUUUCUGCCCCCAUCUGAACUUCGCAGAAAUUCAUCUCAGCCUGAUGGUGUUGGGGUAGCUAGCUACAUGACCGAGACUUGCCCUACUUGGCAACUGGAAGUUAUGCGUGUGAUUAGUGUUAUCGUGAUUUGUGGUGGCUGCUGGUGUUGUCACUGUUCACCUUUGUGUACCAGAGAAUGACUGACCCCUAGUGCUGAUUUAUGAAUGGCUUAUUGACUGCAUGUCCUCUCAUGUGUACAACUGGCACUCUGCUGUAUUUGCCAGUAAGUACACAAUGGCAGAAAUUCCCACUCAUACUCCCUCCAGCAGUCAUGCAAGGUCACUGUGGUAAUUGCCACUGGUAAAUCAAGCUUUCUCUGGGAGUUGAGUCAGUAUUGUUAUGAUGUGUAUGUCCUCUAAGACCUGGCUUAUAUAUGCUUACCUAUUGUUUCACUCUCUCUCCCCAUACAGACAUAUUGAAUUUCUGUGCAAACAACUAUCUGGGCCUCUCCAGCCAUCCCCAGGUAGUGGAGGCAGGGAUAGAGGCCUUGAAGAAGUAUGGUGCCGGGCUGAGCUCAGUGAGAUUCAUCUGUGGCACACAGGUAACCAAAAGACUGCUUGCACAAGUGUUGUGGUCCUCUGUAGCUCAAUUGGUAGAGCAUGGCGCUUGUAACGCCAGGGUAGUGGGUUCGAUCCCCGGGACCACCCAUACGUAAAAAUGUAUGCACACAUGACUGUAAGUCGCUAUGGAUAAAAGCGUCUGCUAAAUGGCAUAUUAUUAUUAUUAUUAUUAUUGUUGGUGGUUCACAGUACUCUGUGAUUGUCUCCUUACCAUAUGAUCCACAGGACAUUCACAAAGAUCUGGAGCAGAAGCUGGCUCAGUUCCAUGAGCGGGAGGACUGCAUCCUAUAUGCCAGCUGUUUUGACGCCAACGCAGGGCUAUUUGAGGUUUGUGAUUCUUGAAUACAUUAACAUGUGAUUAUAACUGUUUUAUAACAUUAUGUUGCAUGGUAUGUCUUUACAGUAUAUAUGCCACUGUAUUAAACAGGCCUAAAGUAGUAAUGCACUCUGUUCUACAUCAGGUUCUGUUGGGCCCCGACGAUGCAGUUCUGUCUGAUGAGCUGAACCAUGCCUCUAUUAUUGAUGGGAUCAGAUUGUGUCGGGCCAAGAGGUUCAGAUACAAACACAUGGACCUGAAUGACUUGGAGACCCAGCUGAAAGAGUCCCAGGUAAAGAGGGUGCUAUACAUGCAUUGAAAUAAUAAUCUCCUUGAGGUGAUUGUUAUGUGGGAUAAUGACGGAGGGGUAAGAAGUAAGACUGCCUUCAUCUGCUGUCCAUCUUCCAGCUAGAGGAUUUCUUAACCCAGUCUUCCCCAUCCUAAUACCUGCACUACCUUCAUAUGAUUGCACAGCUUCUUUUUUUAAUGAAGAGCUGUACCUUUCAUAAAGCUUAUCAUACAGAAUCCUCUUGAAAUCCAUGAAGCUUGAAACCGUAGUGAUGGGUAGAUUUCUGAAUUGAUUUUAGUGUUAAUGGGCUGUGUUUGCAUCACUGGUCAUCAUGGCGCCCUGUCCCUCUCAGUCUUCUCGUCUACGCCUCGUUGUCACGGAUGGUGUGUUCUCCAUGGAUGGUGACAUGGCUCCAUUAAAGGGGAUCUGUGACCUGGCAGAGCAGUAUGGAGCCUUGGUCUUCAUUGAUGAAUGCCAUGCUACAGGCUUCAUGGGCCCACGAGGCAGGUUAGUGAAGGUCCAGGUGGAGAGAUGGAGAAAUUAUGAUAGAACUCUAAUUAUGUAAUUAUGCCUAGGAAUACUAGAAAGGAUGAUGGUUUUGUAGCCAAUUAUUCAGACUAAUAGUGUUAUUCAAUUUUGUUUGCAGAGGCACAGAUGAGCUACUGGGAGUGAUGGACAGGGUUCACAUUGUCAACUCUACUCUGGGAAAAGCACUGGGAGGUGCAGCUGGUAGGUUUCCCUCAGUUUAGACCCAUAUAGUAUAUGGAGUCCAUUAACGGUACUGUAUGUUCUCAAUGCUUAUGAAAUGUCACUAUUGACAAUGUAGGCUCUGUAAUUUAACUUCAUAAAUGGAUGACAAAAAUAAACUUGAAAAUAUACAUCGAUAUGGGGUCAGCUUUUUCUUUCCACCUGGACCUUCAGGUCAGGUUUAUCUCAAUAUAUAAGGUGGAUAUGGUUUUCUUUCUAUUUUCUCUCAGGUGGGUACACAGUGGGUCCUAAACCUCUGAUUGACCUGUUGAGGCAGCGCUCUCGUCCCUACCUCUUCUCCAACUCCCUCCCCCCUCCUGUCGUGGGCUGCGCUACCCGGGCUGUCGAGCUGCUUCUCGCGUCCAAUGAGAUUGCUCAGAGUGUCGGGGACAAAACCAUGAGGUGGGAAUCCGGGGAGGGGCCCUCUGUUUUGGUGAAUGUGGUAGACACCCUCUAAGCUUAUGCAACGGUUAACAUAGGAGCACGGACAAAAACAGAUAAGCCUUUUGUGUUGGUCUUUGUGAAAAAUACGUAUGAACAAAAUCAUGAAAGGGACAUGUUUGAAAAGAGCAAUUGAUUGACCUUGAGAUUGACUAAUCCCUUGUGCUGAAAAAGUGACAAGAUCUGUGUUUAUUCUGCAUUCAACACUUGCUUGUUUCGUCUCUUAUCUGUACUGUGUCCUUCACAGGAGGUUGGUGGCACCUUAAUUGGGGAGGACUGCAGCGGAAUAAGUGGAAUGGUAUCAAACACAUGGUUUCCAUGUGUUUGAUGCGAUUCAAUUUGCGCCAUUAUUAUGAGCUGUCCUCCCCUCAGCAGCCUCCAGUGGAUCCUUCCACACAUGUUUACAGUUUCAAGAGCACUACAUGUUUCCCAGAGAACCCAGUUAGCAACAAUGAAAGUUGAAGGCAUAGAUACUGUAUGAGGAACGAGUGCCAUUUCUGUCAUGUUGUCAUUAUUCUCUCCCCCUCUCGUAGGUUCAGAAACAAAAUGACUGAGGCUGGGUUCACCAUCUCAGGCUCUGACCACCCUAUCUGUCCUGUGAUGCUGGGGGACGCCAGACUAGCCUCUCUGAUGGCUGAUGACAUGCUGAAACUAGGUGAGACAACAGUUCAGGCUGAAUGUGAAUGGAGCACAAGCACAUUUCAAGCAUUAUCAAACAUUACAAAACAAGCUGUAUAUUUGUUUGAAAUACUCUAUGGGUUUUUUGUCCACUCAUUUUAUAGAACUUAACUAUUUUUGAAAAGCUUGAUCAAAAAGAUUUCUGGCAAACAGAGCAGUGUGGAAUUACAAAUGAAUGGACACACAUCAACCUGUAGAGGGAGACAGAGAUUUACUCAUUGAUAUUUUGUAUUCAACAAUUCUGUCUCACAAAAUGGGAGCUGACAACAAUCAGAGUUGACAUAGGGGCCCUUUGGCCACCAUAGACCUAAUAGACUAUUAGCUGCAAACUACACUGCUUGAAUACAAGGGCUGGGAAAAAAAUAUUCAUUUGAAUUCGGGCCUCCAAUCUGCCCUUUCUUGAAGGACCGAAGUCUUCAGUGUUAUGUCUAUCUACUGCAAGUACUCAUUCUUCUGAUUCCCACAGGAGUGUAUGUGAUUGGGUUCUCCUACCCAGUGGUACCAAAGGGCAAAGCCAGAAUCCGGGUCCAGAUCUCAGCGGCCCACACUGACCAGGACAUUGACCGCGCUGUGGAUGCUUUCAUACAGACAGGCAGGAAGCAUGGAGUCGUGUCUUAAAUAGAAGAACUGAUGGAUCAUUUUGCUGCCAAUAAGCAAGUUAAAAAGACAAACAGCUUGCAGAGCUUGGACUGGGUUACAGGUUACAGAGGAGGCCUAUGAAUGACAGUGUGACAAAGAUAAUGUAUUACAUACAGGGUAAUGUAUUACAGACUAAGGUCAAUUGUGGUCAAUGCUAUUUGUUGCUUUUACAUUUUUUAAAACAUUUUAGUCAUUUAGCAGACG
Coregonus sp. 'balchen' is the source of this 4697-nucleotide messenger RNA. The record is from the annotation of a GenBank genome assembly. Lineage: Eukaryota; Metazoa; Chordata; Actinopteri; Salmoniformes; Salmonidae.